AAAAUCCCACCAAAGAAAAAACCAUUACUUCCUUUCCUUUCCACUGUAUUCCCCUCCAAAAAUAACUGUCAAAAUACUUAGUACAAACAAAAAACAAACAAACGAAUCAAAAGCCCAUCCCUCUCAAACCCCCGGCUUAAUAGUUAAUAUCCAAACACCCCCUUAAUUCCGCUUCUUCGGAAACAGCAACGACAGGCUGCUCUUGAAGGGGGGAAUUCAAGAGCGACGACGUCGUAAGGAGUCUAAUUGCCGGCAGAAAUGGCCGUGUCAGCCGCAUUCGCUGCUGCAAAGCUGGAGACUUUGUUAAUCAGCAACACGACGUCGUCAGCUGCGGCUCCCAUUGCCGCCGCUUCUCCAGCUCAGGUUGGGCUGUUUCCCAGGUCGGCUCGAGCCGCCAGGCGCUCCCUGCAAAUGUCUAGCGCCUCUGCCCUGAAUUUGAAUGUUAAUUCAACUUCUUCAUCCGUUAGAUGUGAAGUUGCUUCUGAUUUUUCCGUUGAAACAUCCGAUAAAAUGGACUUCGCCACCAAUGCGGCUUCUUCUUCCUCGGCUUCGGCUUCCAGCUUGUCCGCUCUUGAACAGCUCAAGACCUCAGCUGCGGACAGAUAUACAAAAGAAAGGAGCAGUAUUGUUGUCAUUGGGCUUAGUGUCCACACUGCACCUGUUGAAAUGCGAGAAAAACUUGCAAUUCCUGAGGCAGAGUGGCCUAGAGCCAUUGGAGAGCUGUGUGGUCUGAAUCACAUUGAAGAAGCUGCUGUUCUUAGUACCUGUAAUAGGAUGGAGAUAUAUGUUGUAGCCCUUUCUCAGCAUCGUGGCGUGAAAGAAGUAACUGAAUGGAUGUCUAAGACUAGUGGAAUCCCUGUUUCAGAGAUUUGUAAGCAUCGUUUUCUACUCUAUAACAAGGAUGCUACACGGCAUAUCUUUGAAGUAUCGGCAGGUCUCGAUUCUUUGGUGCUAGGAGAAGGACAAAUUCUAGCUCAGGUCAAACAAGUAGUAAAAGUUGGUCAAGGGGUCGUGGGAUUUGGGAGGAACAUCAGUGGGCUGUUCAAGCAUGCAAUCACUGUUGGAAAAAGGGUUAGAACUGAAACAAACAUUGCAGCUGGUGCUGUUUCUGUUAGUUCAGCUGCUGUAGAAUUGGCUUUAAUGAAGCUUCCUGAAUCCUCCCAUGCUACUGCUAGGAUGUUGGUAAUAGGAGCAGGAAAGAUGGGUAAGCUUGUGAUCAAGCACUUGGUUGCAAAAGGAUGCACAAAGAUGGUCGUUGCAAACAGAAGUGAAGAUAGAGUUUCUGCCAUUCGGGAGGAGAUGAAGGACAUUGAAAUAAUCUACAAGCCCCUCGGUGAAAUGAUGGAGUGUGCUGCCCUAGCAGAUGUUGUUUUCACCAGUACUGCAUCAGAAACUCCUUUAUUCCUAAAAGAGCAUGUCACGGAUCUUCCACCUGUUGAUCCCAGAGUUGGGGGUUUGAGGCUUUUUGUGGAUAUAUCUGUUCCUAGGAAUGUGGGAGCAUGUGUCAAUGAGAUUGAGGCUGCAAGGGUGUACAAUGUGGAUGAUCUCAAGGAGGUCGUGGCUGCUAAUAAAGAGGACCGUCAUAGGAAAGCAAUGGAAGCUCAAGCAAUCAUUGCUGAGGAAUCAAAACAAUUUGAAGCUUGGAGGGACUCCCUAGAGACAGUUCCAACUAUUAAGAAACUGCGAGCAUAUGCCGAGAGAAUUAGAGCUGCAGAGCUGGAGAAAUGCUUGUCAAAGAUGGGUGAUGACCUUCCAAAGAAGUCAAGGAGGGCUGUUGAUGAUCUUAGCCGCGGCAUAGUUAACAAGCUUCUCCAUGGUCCCAUGCAGCACCUGAGAUGUGAUGGUAGUGACAGCAGGACUUUGAGUGAGACAUUAGAGAACAUGCAUGCUCUAAACAGAAUGUUCAACCUUGAAACUGAAAUAUCUGUGUUGGAGCAGAAGAUUCGUGCUAAGGUUGAGCAAGCUCAGAAGUAAGCUCCUUAACUUUUAUAAUGCUUUUUAGGGCCACAAGGCUCAAUAAGAGGGGAACUACUCAGAUUUUCUUCGCGUGGCGCUGUUGUAUAUUGUUGUUGAAUAGGUAAACAGGGAAAGGUUCUUUAGGGAUCUUUCUCAGUUAUUCUUUGCUGUUCCAUGUUUCGGCAUACCUGCAAUUGCGGAUCUCUCAAUUGUAUCGAAUCCCAUUGUAUGAACACUCUAAAAUAUCUCGGUUAAUAUCAAGUGAGCUUGAUAUAGGCCAGAGGGUCCGUACCUGAUGCUUGCCUACACAUUUUAAGAUGAUGUGCUUCCUGUGUAACUAAUGUUCUAAAUCUGCAUUUUCUCUUCAUACCACUUGUAGCCCGGAUUUAUUUUGUGAUCUAUUCUCACUCCCAUAAGAGAGUUGCCAGAAA
Molecule: messenger RNA, 2387 nt
Organism: Coffea eugenioides
Lineage: Eukaryota; Viridiplantae; Streptophyta; Magnoliopsida; Gentianales; Rubiaceae
Product: glutamyl-tRNA reductase 1, chloroplastic-like
Exons: 3
Coding region: 259-1974 (571 amino acids)
Biological process (GO): tetrapyrrole biosynthetic process
Molecular function (GO): NADP binding; glutamyl-tRNA reductase (NADP+) activity
Source: RefSeq, a predicted model, not a curated record